AUGCGAAAAAGAGAGGCAGAAGAUAAACCGCCUAAAAGGCUAAAACUGGUGAUCGAAGAAGUUGGACCAUCGGUCGCUAUCGCAUCGUUGACAAAUUUUUUGGGAUUUAUGCUUGGCUGUAUAGCACCAGUGCCAGAAAUACGAAUCUUUUGCUUUACCAUAGCAAUGUCAAUGCUUUUUGAUCUGCUCUAUCAGGUAGCCACAAAAUCUGACCAUCUUAGCAGACACAUACUUUUUACAAUUUUUGCUCCAGUUUUAAUACUAUCAGGACGGUGUACAAAAUAUAAAGCGUUAUCCAAGGAGAACAACUUAAAGAAAACACUUGGCAAAGUAAUAAAAGUAUACUCAAACUUUGUGUCUUCAUCGAUUGGUGAACUGUUUGCUGCAAUAUCAUUGUGUAUUUGUAUCAGCCUGUCAAUCUAUAGUGCAAAUUUGGUGCAAGCAACUAUGGACGGCAAAAUGUUACUGCCACCAGAUUCGCAAAGUGUUGAAGGAAUAGACAUAAUUAGCGAAACUGUACGCGUAUGGCCUGACUUUCUCAGUAUCAAUUAUGUUGUUCGAAAACCACCUGAUUUCUCAGAUCCUGCACAAUAUCGAAAAUUCCUUGGAAUGAUAGAAUCACUCGAGCAGUCUAAAUAUGCAAUUGGGAGAGAGGGGAAUAUGGCUUGGAUAUUUGACUAUCUACGGUUUAUGGCCAACCCAAGUAUUUCUGUUUAUGACAUUUUCUGGUCUCCAAAAGUAUCUCCACCUGAUGAGGAAACAGCAAGAAAGAACGGUAGGCAGUGUUUGAAUGCUAUGUUAGAACCAUACAAUGCCUGGCAGGGCGGAGUUCACUAUGAAAAUGAUGGUAACAGGACAGUAAUUAAGGAGAUGUUACUGAUGAUUGGUUAUAAAGGUACUCACUCGUUGAAGGACAAAGUACGAUUAGUUCCGAUGUGUCGUAAGGAAGCCAAACGCUUUCCAGAGUACGACAUGGUACCAUUCGACACAGAUGCGCAAAUGGUGGACGUUAUUCUUAACGUUCCGCAUAUUACAAAAAGGACAAUGGAAUAUAUCGUUGUUGCUUUUUGCAUCACAUUCAUUUUAUUUUCGCAAAAUUUGGCCACAUCGAUCAUUGCAACAGCUUCAGUUGGUUUCAUCUGUUGCGCUAUUGAUUCGGUCGCUAAAAUAAGUCGUGUUAUUGGCUUUAUGCGCUUGUGGGGCUAUCAAUUAGAUCCCCUAACAAUGGUGGCAGUGAUUAUGACUGCUGGUCUAGGAGUCGACUUGACUGUACAUAUCGCUUUUCAUUACCUUCGUGUAAGAAGGCAGAAAACCGUUGAAGACCGAAUGUACUUAACUUUCCAAAAUUGUGGACUUUCAACUUUAAAGCUCUACAAACGUCUAGCCGGAAUUUCAACGUUGUUAGCAAUGAUUCCAGUAUUAUCUUGCCCAGUUGGCAUAUACGUAAUAAUUGCGAGGGCAUUCGUUCUUGUGACUAUUAUAGGCCUUACUUUUGGCCUGUUUAUUGUGCCAGCUACAUUAGGCAGUUUACCUCAGUCAUUGUUUGGUAAAAACUUUUUCAUCACCAAAGAAAAAGACGAGGAUGUUAAAAACACUAAUGGUGCACAAAACACGUCACAUACAGACAAUGCGUAUCAAUUGUGCAUCAUUGAUACCAGCUUAUUCCUUGUUGUUACCUAUCCAGUCUAUACUAAUCAUUCGUCAUAG
Molecule: messenger RNA, 1707 nt
Organism: Enterobius vermicularis (human pinworm)
Lineage: Eukaryota; Metazoa; Nematoda; Chromadorea; Rhabditida; Oxyuridae
Source: the annotation of a GenBank genome assembly